AAGGAAACUCGAGAAAGAACCUCGAGAGAGAGAGAGAGUGGGGGGGAAGAGAUAUUUGCAGUGCCUCUGUGCAACACCAGUGAAUUUCUGUUCGUUUGUUCCUCAUGUCGAUGGAGAAAUACGAGAAGCUCGAGAAGGUGGGAGAGGGGACGUAUGGCAAAGUGUACAAGGCUCAGGACAAAGUCACCGGCCAAUUGGUCGCGCUCAAGAAGACGAGGCUCGAGAUGGACGAAGAGGGCGUGCCUCCCACCGCCCUCCGCGAGAUCUCGCUCCUCCAGAUGCUCUCCCAAAGCAUCUACGUUGUCCGGUUACUCUGCGUCGAGCAUAUUGACAAGAAUGGGAAGCCUCUUUUGUACUUGGUGUUCGAGUAUCUCGACACCGACCUCAAGAAAUUCAUAGAUUCGCACCGGCGAGGACCGAACCCCAGGCCGCUUGAUCCGUCCGUCGUCCAGAGUUUUAUGUACCAAUUAUGCAAAGGAGUAGCACACUGUCAUGGCCAUGGGGUCCUUCACAGGGAUUUAAAGCCUCAGAACCUUUUGGUGGAUAAAGAAAAGGGCAUUCUGAAGAUAGCAGAUCUCGGUCUUGGCAGAGCUUUUACUGUGCCUCUCAAAAGUUACACUCACGAGAUUGUUACCCUGUGGUAUCGUGCUCCAGAGGUAUUGCUGGGAUCAACUCACUAUUCAACAGGAGUUGACAUGUGGUCUGUUGGUUGUAUAUUCGCUGAAAUGGUGAGAAGGCAUGCACUAUUUCCCGGAGACUCUGAGUUGCAGCAAUUGCUUCACAUCUUCAGGUUGCUGGGAACACCCACGGAAGAGCAAUGGCCAGGAGUUAGCACCUUGAGAGACUGGCAUGAAUAUCCUCAAUGGAAGCCUCAAAAUUUAGCUCGUUCCGUUCCCUCUUUAGACCCUCAAGGUGUUGAUCUCUUGUCGAAAAUGCUUCAGUAUGAUCCAGCCAACAGAAUUUCAGCAAAGGCAGCACUAGAUCAUCCAUAUUUCGACAGUCUUGACAAAUCCCAGUUCUGAUUCCUCUGUAAUCUCGAAGACCUUCACAGUUUGUGAAGCAGUAUUUUAAUAUCGUUGAUGGCUGGCAAUUGUUGGUCUUCCAGAAGUUUGGAAGUUAACUGCUAUUUAGGUUGAAGAUGGCAUCUAUUGUUGUUUCCCAAGUGUGUAGUGUGAAUCGUUAAUAAUAAUCAACUUUCUCGGUUUGACA
Nymphaea colorata (pocket water lily) is the source of this 1209-nucleotide messenger RNA. Its product is annotated as cyclin-dependent kinase B1-1. Bases 105 to 1022 code for a protein of 305 amino acids. Gene Ontology annotation, cellular component: nucleus; cytoplasm; cyclin-dependent protein kinase holoenzyme complex. The record is from RefSeq and is a predicted model, not a curated record. Gene Ontology annotation, molecular function: ATP binding; cyclin-dependent protein serine/threonine kinase activity; cyclin binding. Gene Ontology annotation, biological process: regulation of gene expression; regulation of G2/M transition of mitotic cell cycle; G1/S transition of mitotic cell cycle. NCBI's taxonomy places the organism in Eukaryota, Viridiplantae, Streptophyta, Magnoliopsida, Nymphaeales, Nymphaeaceae. The transcript is spliced from 8 exons.